GACCACCGUGUCGGCAGGGGGCGGUAGAGCUCCGGCUGGUCGCUGUCACCAUUAAAAGAAGAAGAAGAAGAAGAAGAGUUGCUAACAAUGGCGGCUCCCUCAGAGUUCCGGAUGGACCUGCUGCCUUCAGACCCGCUGCUGCACGUCUUAUCCUUCCUGAGCUUCAGAGACCUGAUCCACUGCAGCUUCGUCAGCAGGAGGUUGAAUGAACUCUCCAAACACAAUCCUCUGUGGAAGCUUCUCUGCUCUAAACACUGGCUGCUCUCAGAUGUGGACCGGCUGCAGAGCGGUCUGUCCUGGUACUGUCUGUUCAAACAGUACUACAGAGACCUGGGUCGGUACCUGCAGUACUACCCGGUCCUGAGGAGAUCCUGGGACCAGCUGAAGAACUUCCUGCAGCAGAGAUGUCCCCGUAUGAUCGCAUCACUUAAAGAGGGCGCCACAGAGGCGGAGCUUAACGACAUCGAGGCUCAGAUCGGGUUCAGACUUCCAGACGACUAUCGCUGCUCGUAUCGAAUUCACAACGGACAGAAACUGGUGAUCCCAGGGUUGAUGGGCAGCAUGUCUCUCUCUAAUCAUUACCGCUCUGAGGUUCUUCUGGACGUGGAGACAGCAGCUGGUGGUUUCCAGCAGAGGAAGGGGAUGAGACGCUGCCUCCCGUUGACCUUCUGCUUCCACACGGGUCUCAGUCAGUACAUGGCGCUGCAGCCGGCCGAGGGGCGCCGGAUGUACGAGAGCUUCUACCCCUGCCCCGAUCAGACGGCUCGGGAUCCUUCAGUCAUCGACAUGUUCAUCACAGGUUCCUGUUUCUUGGAGUGGUUCACGAGUUACGUCAACAACGUGGUCACAGGAGAAUAUCCGAUCAUCAGAGACCAAAUCUUCAGAUACGUCCACGAUAAAAGCUGCGUGGCGACCACUGGUGACAUCAGUGUCUCAGUUUCUACUUCCUUCCUGCCUGAACUGUCAUCAGUUCAUCCCCCACACUUCUUCUUCACCUACCGCAUCAGGAUUGAGAUGUUGAGCUCUGCGUCUCCUGAAGCCGCCUGUCAGCUCGACAGUCGUUACUGGAAGAUCACAACGUCAGACGGAAACGUGGAGGAAGUUCAGGGGCCGGGUGUGGUCGGUGAGUUCCCGGUCAUGACUCCUGGGAAAGUGCACGAGUACGCCAGCUGCACGACCUUCUCCACGCCGUCAGAGUACAUGGAGGGUCACUACAGCUUCCACAGGCUGGCCAAUAAGGAGGAAGUGUUCCACGUGGCGAUCCCUCGCUUCCACAUGGUGUGCCCGCCCUUCAGAGAGCCCGCAGAGCGAACGCUGAGGGAACCGUACGCCGAAACGCCUUUCCCCGAUGCUGACUGCGAGUUCGGUGAGUACGGCGAGAGAGGCAGCGACAGAGACAACGCAGACAACGGAGAAGACGACGGUGACGGAGACGACGGCGACCAAAGAGACGAUGAUGAUGAUGACGGUAAUGACGGCGAUGACUUCGGCAACCUGAGAGGAAUCAACAUGGCGGCCUUGGAGGGAGCGUGGUGCCCUCGACACAUCUGACCCCCCUUUAACCACCCGCACUGCAGCGUUGUCAAGGAAACCAAACUCAGCUGUCAAUCACUCAGGUCUGAUUUCUGACACAAAGACUUCUGGGAGGACCUGAGUGAUUGACAGGCAGCCGGGGAUUCUGGGAAAUGUAACCAGAGCCGUACACAGACAAGGUCACGUGGACUUCCAGCUGUCAAUCAAAGGGAUGAACUUAAAAAGUGAGCGCGGCGAUGAUGUCAUCAUGAUAGAGUGACCAUGUUUGAUUUGGAGGAGAGGCGGAGCUGUGGUCGCUCUGAACGCUCUGCUUCUUUAAACAGCAGGCGGCGUGCUGCUAGACGGCGCCCGUCAGGACGCUUUGAAGAGAACAUUCUUUCUUCUUCUUUACCUCAGAGUUGCCGUGGUUACGUGGUCUCUUUGUUUACCUUACCUAGAUCGAUAUCCAUCCCUGUUGUUACCAUGGCAACACAAACAGAAGUCCUGGACAGCGGAUGUCGGGUCAUUUAAGGAACCCCUGCACGCUGUCUCAGGCCCCCGUGUCCACCUGGCGCAGUCUUUCUGAGCGCCAGCGUCAGAGUCAACUUUUCAGAAAGGCGCUCAUGAUGUCAGCGGCGCUCUUUUCUAAACGUUUGACUAACGCUCCGCAUCUGAAAUGUAAAAAGUAUCGGAGCAGCGUCGCUCAUACAGCAGGCGUUAUCAACAGACUGUUGCCAUGGAGACGGAGGGACACACAGCGGCACUUUUCUAGGUGGACACGGGGCUUUAGAUGUGUCGGCCAUGUUUGUUAAAGAGCCAACACGAUUGAUCUUCUCUCUUCUGAUUGGUUGAUGUUGCGGCGUCACUUCUCACCGUGCCAAAUAUGACUUUGAUUAAAGAACCUUCGAUCUGUUUCCAGGUGAAUGUUUAGACGAGGUCAGCUGAUGCUGCUGAUUGAAGAAGCUUCUGUUUGGGUUGUGACAUCACUCUGCUCGACCAAUGGGACGCCGAGACUCAGAGUGUUUCAUCUUUUGGUGCUUUGUGUUAAUCAUCUUUCUGUCUUCUCGUGACGAGGGCGUGUCAUCACUCUCUCGUGUGAUUGGUGGAUUUGUUUUGUAAGUUUUUCGGCUGAAUAAAUCACCGUUUCCUUCCA
This is a messenger RNA of Labrus mixtus (cuckoo wrasse), 2665 nucleotides long. It is a transcript of the gene fbxo3, whose product is annotated as F-box protein 3. The transcript has 12 exons. Gene Ontology annotation, molecular function: protein binding. Lineage: Eukaryota; Metazoa; Chordata; Actinopteri; Labriformes; Labridae. The record is from RefSeq and is a predicted model, not a curated record. Bases 88 to 1551 code for a protein of 487 amino acids.